UUGCCAACGUUUACUGACACUGGCCAUAUUCACCUGGUGUUUAGCCCUCUUAAAUUCAUUAUUAUGCGCUCUGGUACACUCAGACGAGAGUGCUCUGAAAUCGGAGUAGAUAGCCAGAGCUACUUUACAAAAGCACCCGAAUAUCCAUUGAGAAUGCACAAAAACGAUACUAUUUAGCUAAGAAUGACGGGAAUAAUCAAGUCAAUAAACGUUGGGUAGUUAGAUAGCAUAUAGUUAAUAUACUGGCAAGUUUGAUGUAUAAGUAGCCAACUAACAUUAGGUAGCUGGCUAACAUACCGGUACACACUGCUGUGCUGAUAUGCUAUGUGGUUCAUAAGGACAGCUUAACCUAACGUGUAACAUAACAUAUUUGCAAAGUCAUUACUUUAUUACAUUGCUCAACAUUUGUCAUAAUUAGUUUGUAAAAGACAGAUGUAGGUUGUUUUGAACACACCACCAAAAACAAUCUCUGAGAAACUGUUGAAACCAUCUCCGCUCUCUCUGUCUCUCCCCUCUGUGCCUCUCUCUGGGCUGACUGUUUCUCCCCCUUGCGUCUGCUAGACGGGUGAGGAGUUCCACUGUGUCUGCCAACAGAUGGGGAAGGCUAAGUUGCUGCGUCUGGAGCAGAGCUGAAUCAUAACGUCUGAGAAGCACAUGCCUCCCUGACUGCUGCCUGCGCUCUUCCCUACUUGUUUCAGACAACUAAGUACAUUUUGUCCAACUGUGAUGCCAAUCACAACAUCGGAAAGUCCUCUCCUUUAAAAACAAAAAGAGGGAAAAAGUUAUUCUGGAAGUCCUUUAUUCAUCCCACCUUUCCUCUGCUCCUCGAUGGGGAAAGAAAGAGGCAUUUUUUAUUUUUCCUGACAGUAUUAAUGUGGCUGGCUUCUGCCUUUACUGCAGCACGGUGCAGGCAUUUUUAUAGACAGUCGUAUGCCAUCCGCAGUAGCCCAAGGCCUGAAGGACCUCUCCCCAAUAAAGUUGGAGAGCAACAAAAAAAAAAGUGCUAAAUUACGGGCGCCUGGAAAUAAAGAGCUGAAUUCAGCUGGUUGUCUCUCACGGACCUCCAACCAAUAAACUGGCAUUUUAAAUAAGAAGCAGCUAGGUUACUGUAGGACAGAACAGCUAUUUAUCAUGUGCUAUUCUGAGCGAGUGAGUAUGAUUGAGUUCUUCUGUGACGGAGGCAGAAGGUUAUCUGACACAUUUUUCCCACUGAUUUGCUUACAGGCUUCAGGAUAUCCACUCAGUGAAGAUGUAGUCCAUUUGGUUUCCGUGGAGAUGUCUCUAAACAGGGCCUCCUCUUGUCGCUUCUCUCCUGCCCUGUUGCCGUGGCUACUGUGGACUCUGUGGGUUCUACUCCUCCCCACGACCGUCGCCUCGACCACGGGCCCCGGCAACAGCACCCUGCUCUUCAACAGUGCCGCCCACGGCAACAGCCUGCGGAAAUGCAGCUGCUCCACCCACAUCCAGGACUGUGACGAGGCGUUGGCAAACCUGCUGUGCAGCUGCCGCACCAUGUCACACUCAGAGCUGACCCCUGGGGGCCUGAGGGAGCAGGGUAGCUUGACCAUGUGGCUCAGAGAGCCUUGGGUCCUCACAGAGCUACUGAAUGGGAGUGUGGUGCCAGACCUGCGCCUGUCCUACUGUGGACCCGGGUCCCUGGCUAUCCCCACCCAGUACCUGGCCCUGUUCGGUCUCCGUAAGCUGAGGGUCCACAGCGCUGCCCAGGGUGCCCCACACCCGGAGCAGGUCCUCACAAUCGCCUCUGGGACUGAGGAUAUAGACGGGAUGGGGUCCCUAGCCUCCACUGACCCCUCGUCUAUCCUCCAUGUCUCCUUCCUGGAUGUAGCAUUGCUUAAUGGCUUAUCGUCCCUAAAGGCCUACAGUGUGAGCGCCCCUCCCAUGCCCACCCUCUCCCAGUACUUCCCCCACCUGCCCCUGUACCCCUCCACCACCUUGGACCAGCCCCUGUACCCCUCCACCCCUCUGGACCAGCCCCCAGACCCCCAACAGGACUGCCUCUUCACCUUCAUCUACUAGACCUGUAGGCUCUGAGCAGAGAGCAGGGCUGGGUCAGUCCCUCAGCUAAAUAGAUCUAUGGAAACUAGACUGGGCUGGAUGGAUAACACUGAAGUG
Molecule: messenger RNA, 2133 nt
Organism: Oncorhynchus tshawytscha (Chinook salmon)
Lineage: Eukaryota; Metazoa; Chordata; Actinopteri; Salmoniformes; Salmonidae
Exons: 4
Coding region: 1132-2037 (301 amino acids)
Source: RefSeq, a predicted model, not a curated record